Molecule: messenger RNA, 3096 nt
Organism: Linnemannia hyalina
Lineage: Eukaryota; Fungi; Mortierellomycota; Mortierellomycetes; Mortierellales; Mortierellaceae
Source: the annotation of a GenBank genome assembly
AUGGCCCCAUCACCACCAAGGGGACUCGCCAUCUGGUCGGUCGCCCUCUGGACCAUCCUGCUCGCCCUUAUUGCCACAACCGCCUCGGCUCUCGAUGAGUCCCAAUCCGGUGUCAUCGACUGGCACCACAGAUGGAUUGGAGCCCCACAUAUGACUGCAAACGUCCGUAACGUACGCGGAUCGAACUCGAUCUAUGUUGCUACCGAUAAGAACGUUAUUGCCUCGAUCAAAACAAAGUCAGGAGAACUCCUCUGGCGCCAGGUGCUCGGCGAGAAUGAGAUCGUUCAUGCCAUUCGUGCCGUUACCGGAAACGUCGUUUCAUUGACUGGAACCAAAGACUUCCAUGUUCGCCUUCUGGACUCCAAGACUGGACAGCCUCACUGGGACUUUUCCCCCGCAGGCGAAGGCUCGUCGGAGUUUGGCCAGGCCGUGACUUCGACCAGGGAGGACGGAAACUUGAUCGUCUUGAACGAGGGCGCUAACGUUCGCAAGUUGAACAGCAAGACUGGAGCCCAGAUUUGGCACUGGAAGGCCGCGGCUGGCUCUGCUACCACCUACUUCUCGGUCCUGGAGGCUAACGGAUUCACUGGCGCCGAGGAUGUAGUCUACGUUUUGGGACUUCAGCGCGGGAUCGCUGCCUUCUCUCUCGAGGUUGUCGCAUUGGAAUCUGCCACCGGUAAGCUCGUCAAGACUUUCAACAUCAAAUCCAAGAUCGACAAGGUCGAGGAUGUUUUGACUCUUGGAGGCGGAUCGCCCCUCAAGGAUGGCUAUGUUGCCUGGUUGGAGCAGGAUUACUUGAAGAUCCUCAGCCUCGGAACUGACAAGCCGACCCAGUCAACUUUGAAGGUUCUCAUCUCCGAUAUUCCUGAUUUUGAGCAGUUGCAGGCUCCCUUGACCUUUGUUGAUCUCGGCUUGCCCGAAGGUUACACUCAGUUCUUGCUUGCCGGAACUGUGGGAGAGUAUAACGACGCCAAGGCCGCCGUUCUUUUAGAGAUUGACCAGUCGACCGGAAAGGCAGGGAUUAUUUACGACUUUGGCGAGCGCACUGGAUUCUCCGCCUGGUCUGCCACGAUCAUUCCAGGAACAGAAGAUGUUGCUGUCUUGAGAGCUUACAGAAACGACCCCGAUGUCGCUAUUUUGGAGGUGGUCAAUGCCAAGGAGCGCAAGGUUACCCUCGAGCAAGAAAUUCCCCUGGACUUUGAGAAGUUUGCCCAUUUUACCUUUGCCUCCCUUGAGCAGUACACCAAGGGUCAGGGGGUUCAGACCCGUAUCUAUUUCUCGACCAUGGACGGUUCCUUCCACGCCUUUUCCGAUGUCGAGUCUGAGAGCUGGUAUCGUGAGGAGUCCUUGGCCUAUGCCAAGGAUGUCGAGAUUGUCGAUCUCCCUGAGCGCAAGCUCUGGACUCAGGAUGUCGACGAGGUUGGACAUGUCAAGUCGGCUAAGAACGAGUCGAUUGUCGCCCACUAUAUCGAGCGUUUGACCUCCCAUGUCCACCAGCUGAAGGAUCUUCCCGCCUUCCUGCUGUCCUAUGCCAACCCCUCGUCGCUGUUCACCAAGGCCCCCGUCGCUGUCCCUUACUCUGAGGUCCAGAUCGGUGUCAACAACACCAUCCAGCCCCUUUACCGUGACCAGUUUGGUCUUCGCAAGAUCUUGAUUUUCAGCACUGAGAAGGGCAAACUUAUUGCUGUUGACUCUGCCAACAAGGGCCAGAUCAUUUGGAGCCGAUUCUUUUCCAUGGGCCACGAUAUCAAGAACAUUGUCAUCAUCCGCCACGCCAACGUCCGUCUCCCUCCCGUUCUCGCCGUCAUUGCCCAGACCGAAGAUGGCGGUCACAACAAGGUUACUCGCAUGUACCGCAUCAACGCUUUGACUGGAAAGGAUUACGAUUCUGGAAACUUCUUCUUCCCCUCCGCCUCCUGGAUUCCUGCCGGAUACUUGAGCGCUUUCAAGCUUCCUAUCGAGGAUCCUGAUGAGAAGACUCAGGUGUUGUGCUUGGUCGAUGACCGCAUGCACAUCACCACCUUCCCCACCACCGAACCUGUCGAGCAAGCAUUCAAGGCCCUCUCAGAGGACCUGUACUUUACUUUGGAGAACAAGAUCGGAGGCAAGAAGGUCAGCGGAUACAAGGCUAUCGUUUCUGCCGAGACUGACCGCAUGGAUGUCGAGCCCACCUGGACCGUUCCUUUCCCUGAAGGCGAGGAGAUUGUUGCUCUUGCCGAGAGGCCCUCGUACGAGGUCAUGUCGUCAUUGGGUCGUGUCCUCGGUGACCGUGGUGUCAUCUACAAGUACCAGAACCCCAACUAUGCUACCGUCAUUACUGCCAACAAGACCCCCAAGAACGGUAUGGCUCCUUACAUCACCGUCUACUUGAUCGACACUGUCAAGGGCAGCAUCCUCUACCAGGCCACGCACGAGAACGUUGGUGCUGAGCAAAAAAUUCUGGCUACCCAGUUCGAGAACAACGUCGUCUACACCUUCUGGUCUGAGGGUGAGACCUCGACCUCUGCCAAGGGCUUCCAGGCUGUCUCCCUGGAGUUGUACGAGAGCAAUCUCCGCAACCAGCGUACCAAGAGCGACACCUUCUCGUCGUUCACUGCUGAGAAGCCCCAUGUAAUUGCCCAGUCGUUCCCCUUCUCGCAGGCCGCCAGCGCCAUUGGUGUGACGACAACUAAGGCCGGAAUCUCUGCCAAGGAUAUCCUCUUUGGACUCUCUCGCCACUCGAUUAUGGCGAUCAACCAGCGCUACUUGGACCCUCGUCGCCCCACUAGCGCACCCACCGCGUUGGAGAAGGAGGAGAUGUUGAUCCCUUACAGCCCCAUCCCCGACGACGCACGUCUGUUCCUCUCCUACAACUUGGAGGUUGCCAACAUCAAGAAGAUUGUCACUUCGCCUACACUCUUGGAGUCAACGACGGUUGUUGUUGCGUUUGGACAGGAUGUGUUUGUGACCCGCCAUGCGGCCUCCAAGACGUUUGAUAUUCUGAACGAAGACUUUUCGAAAUCCCAGUUAGUGCUCACUAUUGUUGCGCUGGCCGCUGUUCUCUUUGUCACCAAGCCUAUGGUCGUCAAUAAGCAGCUCAGAGAGUUGUGGUACUAA